CCGCCCUUGGAGGCGUUUCAAAGCUCAGCUAGGCUGCUCUGGAAGUGGUUCAAUAUAUCGCUACGGUAUAACUAGUUAUUUGACACAACGACACGCACAGUUGAGUACCUUCUAAGGAGGCCCGCCCACUAGAGGCCACCAUGGGGGACGAUAGUGAGUGGAUGAAGCUUCCUGUCGACCAGAAAUGUGAACACAAGGUCUGGAAAGCCCGUCUGAGCGGCUAUGAAGAAGCCCUGAAACUCUUUCAGAGGAUAGAGGAUGAAAAAAGUCCAGAAUGGGGAAAAUACCUUGGCCUGAUCAAGAAGUUUGUCACAGACUCCAAUGUUGUGGCUCAACUGAAGGGCCUGGAGACAGCCUUGGCCUUUGUGAUGAAUGCCCACAUAGCCGGAAAGACAACGGGCGAGGUGACGUCCGGAGUGAUCACCAAGGUGUUCAACCAACCCAAGGCGCGGGCAAAAGAGCUGGGCUUAGAGAUCUGCCUGAUGUACAUAGAGAUCGAGAAGGCUGAAGUGGUCCAGGACGAGCUGCUGAAAGGGCUGGAGAACAAGAACCCAAAGGUGGUCGUGGCCUGCCUUGAGGCCCUCCGGAAGGCCCUCAGUGAGUUUGGAUCAAAGAUUGUGACCUUAAAGCCAGUGGUGAAAGUGUUGCCGAAGCAGUUUGAAUCCAGGGAGAAGGCGGUGAGAGACGAAGCAAAGCUCCUGGCCAUAGAGAUAUUCAGGUGGAUCAGAGAUGCUUUGAGACCCCCGCUGCAGGGUAUCAACUCUGUCCAGUUGAAGGAUCUGGAGGAGGAGUGGGUGAAGGUGCCGACAGCCGCGCCCAAACAGACCAGGUUUCUCCGCUCACAGCAAGACCUGAAGGCCAAGUUUGAGCAGCACCAGGCCAAUAAAGGAGAUGAAGUUGACGGGGAGGAAGAGGAGGACACGGUGGUGGUGGUGGAUCCCUAUGAGCUGCUGGAGGCGGUGGAUAUCCUCGCCAAGCUCCCAAAGGACUUCUACGAGAAGAUAGAAGCCAAGAAGUGGCAGGAGAGGAAGGAAACCCUGGAGGCUGUGGAGACGCUGGCUAAAAAUCCGAAACUAGAGGCUGGAGACUAUGGAGACCUGGUCAGAGCGCUGAAGAAGGUUGUGGGGAAAGAUGCCAACGUUAUGCUAGUGACCCUGGCCGCUAAAUGCCUGGCUGGUCUGGCCUCUGGACUCAGGAAGAAGUUUGGAACUUAUGCCACACUUGUGAUGUCGACUAUUCUUGAGAAGUUCAAGGAGAAGAAACCUCAGGUUGUGCAGGCCUUGCAGGAGGCCAUCGACGCCAUCUUCCUCACUACCACCCUGCAGAACCUGUCAGAGGACAUCUUGGGCGUGAUGGACAACAAGAAUCCCUCCAUCAAGCAGCAGGCCUCCCUCUUCCUGGCCCGUGCCUUCAGACACUGCACCCAGGCCACCCUGUCCAAAAGCGUCCUCAAGCCCUUCUGUGCAGCCCUCCUUAAGCAAGUGAAUGACUCGGCCCUGGAGGUUCGAGACGCCGCUUUUGAGGCCUUGGGGACAGCCAUGAAGGUGAUCGGGGAGAAGGCCGUCAACCCCUUCCUGGCCGAUCUGGAUAAGCUCAAACUGGAUAAGAUAAAGGAAUGUGCAGAUAAAGUGGAACUCCCCGGGGCUAAACGCGGGGCGAGCGGAGGAGACAAGAAGCCUGCCGCUAAAGCCCCUCCCCCAAGUGAAGCCCCAUCCAAGUCCUCAGGCCCGCCCAAGAAGACACCUGCAGCCGCGGCCAGCAAGCCUUCCGCAGGUCCUUCUAAGAAGGGCAAGCCAACCGCCGCGUCUGGGGCUAAGGCUAAGAAAGGGGUCGAGGCCAAAGAUAUUAUAGAAACCGAACUGGCGAUCGAGGUUUGUGAGCAGAGGGCAGCGCUAGUACUUCCUGCGUCCUGUCUGGAGCAUCUAGAUUCGGCCAACUGGAAGGAGAGGCUGGCCAGCAUGGAGGAGUUCCAAAAGGCUGUCGAGACCAUGGAUAAGAUAGAAAUGCCCUGCCAAGCCUUGGUUAGGAUGCUUGCCAAGAAGCCUGGGUGGAAGGAGACCAACUUCCAGGUGAUGCAGAUGAAGCUCCGCGUGGUGGCCAUCAUCGCCCAGAGAGGGCAGUUCUCCAAGACCUCCGCCUCGGUGGUCCUGGAGUGCCUGGUGGACAAGGUGGGAGACGUCAAGUGCGGCGGGAACGCAAAGGAGGGUCUGACAGCCAUCGGGGAGUCCUGCUCACUGCCCUGGACUGCUGAACAGUUGGUAUCAUUGGCUUUUGCUCAGAAGAACCCCAAGAACCAGUCCGAGUCUCUUAACUGGCUGGCCAACGCCAUGAAGGAGUUUGGCUUCGCUGGGAUCAACGUGAAAGCCUUCAUCAACAACGUGAAGAUCGCGCUGGGAGCCACCAACCCUGCCGUGCGGAUCUCGGCCAUCGCCCUGCUGGGGGUGAUGUACCUCUACAUGGGCGCCCCCCUGCGCAUGUUCUUUGAGGACGAGAAGCCCGCCCUGCUCUCGCAGAUAGACGCAGAGUUCGAGAAGAUGCAGGGCCAGUCGCCCCCCGCAGCCACCCGGGGCACCAGGAAGUCUGGGCCCGAGGCUGAUGGGGACGAUGGGGACGAACCAGAGGAGGAUGCGGCGGGACCACCAGACAUCAUGGAUCUCCUCCCCCGAACAGACAUCAGCGAUAAGAUCAACUGUGACCUGGUGUCUAAGAUCGGGGAUAAGAACUGGAAGAUCAGGAAGGAGGGUCUGGAUGAGGCGGCGGCCAUCAUUUCGGAAGCCAAGUUCAUCACGGCCAACAUCGGAGAUCUGUCCCUGGCCCUCAAGGGACGUCUCAAUGACUCCAACAAGAUACUGGUGCUGCAGACCCUGACUAUGCUGCAGCAGCUGGCCACUGCCAUGGGCCCCGGCCUGAAACAACAUAUUAAACCCCUAGGGAUCCCCAUCAUCACUGUGCUGGGAGACAGCAAGGCCAAUGUGAGGGCUGCUGCCUUGGCAACGCUGCAGGCGUGGGUGGAGCAGACUGGAAUGAAGGAUUGGCUUGAGGGAGACGACAUGUCAGAGGAGCUGAAGAGAGAAAACCCCUUUCUCCGCCAGGAGCUCCUGGGCUGGUUGGCCGAGAAGCUACCCAACAUGAGGACGGUGCCGGGGGACCUGAUGCAGUGUGUGCCCCAACUCUUCGCCUGCCUGGAGGACCGCAACGGUGACGUCCGCAAGAAGGCCCAGGACGCCCUGCCAAUGUUCAUGAUGCACCUGGGCUUCGACAAGAUGACCAAGGCAGCGGGGAAACUCAAGCCCGCAUCCAAGGACCAGGUGUCGGGCAUGUUGGAGAAGGCCAGGGCGGUGAUGCCGGCGAAACCUGCUGCACCCUCCAAGGCAGGGGAUGGGGCAGGUAAGGCUCCUGGGAGCAAGGCAGCGGCAGGCCCCAGGCCUCAGGCCUCCGGUGACGACGCCACCGACUCCAAACCCGAAGGCAAGAAGAUCAGAGGAGGGGGAGCGGCGGCCAAGAGGCCCCCCUCCCCUUCCGAGGAGCCCGCCACAGAGGACAGUAGUGGUAGUAAAAAGGCCCCAUCAGUCAGGGGCAAGGCUGCUGCUGGAGGUCAACAGGGGACAGCGGGUAAGAAGCCUGCUGCCAAAGGCAUGAAGGAGGAAGAGGACCGGUCGGGACCCAUCUUCACCCUGAUCCCCAACGCCAAGGAGCAGCGGAGCAAAGAGGAGAAGCAGCUGAAGAUCCUGAAGUGGAACUUCACCACCCCCCGGGACGAGUACCUGGACCAGCUCAAGGCCCAGAUGUCCACCUGCUUCGCCAAGUGGCUGCAGGACGAGAUCUUCCACUUUGACUUCCAGAGACACGUCAAGGCCAUCGGCGUCAUGAUGGAGAGGUUGGAGAGCGAGAGCGAGGCGACCAUCGGCUGCCUGGACCUGAUCCUCAAGUGGUUCACGCUGCGCUUCUUCGACACCAACACCACUGUGCUGAUGAAGGUGCUGGAGUACCUGAAGCUGCUGUUCGCCAUGCUCAGCGCGCAGGGCUUCCACCUCAGCGAGUACGAGGCCAGCUCCUUCGUCCCCUACCUCAUCCUCAAGAUGGGGGAGUCCAAGGACGGGGUCCGUAAAGACGUGCGCACCAUCCUGACCCUGCUGUGCAAGGUGUACCCCGCCGCCAAGGUCUUCCCCUUGCUCAUGGACGGUACCAAGUCCAAGAACUCCAAGCAGAGAUCCGAGUGUCUGGAGGAGCUGGGCCUGCUGAUCGAGGGCAACGGUCUGACCGUGUGCCAGCCCACGCCGGCCAAGUGCCUGAAGGAGAUCGCCGUGCACAUCGGCGACCGGGACACCUCGGUGCGCAACGCCGCCCUCAACACCGUGGUCGCCGUCUACAACGUCUGCGGCGAGCAGGUCUACAAGCUCAUCGGAAAUCUAUCGGAGAAGGAGAUGAGCAUGCUGGAGGAGCGGAUCAAGCGCUCGGCCAAGAAGACCCCCGCCGCCGCCCCCGCCAAGCAGAGCGCCCCGGAGCGCACCCAGCCCCCCAACUCCACCGCCACCUUCCUGCGCAAGCCCGCCCAGGAGGACCCCAACAAACUCAACCAAGCGCGUCAGAAUGCGCAGCACAACGAGCCCUCCCACCCCAGCAUCCCCCGGGAGUUCCAGCUGGACCUGGACAUGAUCGAGACGGACCAGGGCCGCGUGGGCGACCUGCCCGACCUGGUGCAGCACAAGCUGGAGGAGCUGCUGGAGCCCAUCGUGAUGCCCGAGCCCAAGAUGCGCUCGGUCUCCCCCCACUACGAUGAGCUCCACAACAGCACGGCCUCCACCAUAAACUUUGUCAUCUCCCAAGUGGCCAGUGGGGACAUCAACACCAGCAUACAGGCACUGGCUCAGAUAGACGAGGUGCUGCGGCAGGAGGACAAGGCGGAGGUGAUGUCGGGCCACAUCGACCAGUUCCUCAUCGCCACCUUCAUGCAGCUGCGGCUCACCUACAACACGCACAUGGCGGACGAGCGCCUGGACAAGAAGGACAUCUUCAAGCUGUACAGCUGCAUCAUCGGCAACAUGCUGUCUCUGUUCUUCAUGGAGUCCCUGGCCCGGGAGGCGUCCAUGGGCGUGCUGAAGGACCUGAUGCACGGCCUGAUCACGCUGAUGCUGGACGGCCGCGUGGAGGACAUCGAGGACGGCCAGCAGCUCAUCCGCUCGGUCAACCUGCUGAUGGUGCGCGUGCUGGAGCGCUCCGACCAGACCAACAUACUCAGUGCUCUCCUCGUCCUCCUCCAGGACAGUCUGAUAACCACGGGUGGCUCUCCAAUGUUCUCCGAGCUGGUCAUGAAGUGUCUGUGGAGGAUGAUCCGCUACCUCCCAGAGAGCAUCAACAGCAUCAAUCUGGACCGCAUCCUGCUGGACGUGCACAACUUCAUGAAGGUGUUCCCCAAGGACAAGCUCAAGCAGCUGAAGAGCGACGUGCCCCACCGGACCCUCAAGACCCUGCUGCACACACUCUGCAAGCUCACGGGCGCUAAGAUCCUGGACCACCUGUCCAUGAUCGAGAACCGCAACGAGUCUGAGCUGGAGGCCCACCUGAGGCGGGUGGUGAAGCAUUCUGGGAACCUGUCGGGGAUCAAGAGCGACCGGGGCAACGAGAAGAGCGGCCCGCGUACGGAGGAUCGGAUGUCGAAGGCCAAAGUGAGCGACAUCCUGUCGGAGAUCUUCAAGAAGAUCGGCUCCAAGGAGAACACCAAGGAGGGUCUGACGGAGCUGUAUGAGUACAAGCAGCAGUACUCGGACGCGGACCUGGAGCCCUUCCUGAGGAACACGUCUCAGUUCUUCCAGAGCUACGUGGAGCGGGGCCUGCGCAUGAUCGAGUCGGAGCGCGAGGGCAAGGGCCGCAUCCAGACCACGGCAGUGAUCCCCCAGCACGGCGUGGACUCGGGGCCUCUGGGGGGCAACAACGGGGAGGACCUGAAGCCGGCCAUGUACUACGAGAGGCUGAAGAUCCUGCGGCAGAGGAAGGGCCUGGAGAACCACACCAAGGGCUUGGGUGGAGUCGGAGGAGUGGGAGGCCCGGAGGACGAGCAGCAGCAGCAGCAGCAGCGUCUGCCCAUCUCCUCGCUGCUGUCCCCCAAGCCCCCCGUGGCCUCCUCCACCGACAUGCUGCAGAGCAAGCUGUCCCAGCUCAAGGAGUCCCGGGAGCUGUACCAGCAGGAGCUCAGCCCGCACGGCCACUCGCCCCCCCGCGGCCGCUCGGCCUCCCCCUCCGCCAACCUGGACGACCUGAAGAAGCGUCUGGAGAGGAUCAAGAGCAACCGGCAGUGAGGCGGGCGGCGGUGUUCCGCACCUGUCACUUUUUAAAAAGGUCUCCAUCUCGCGCUCCCCUGCUCUGUGCACCCCAAUGCAGCUGAUGGUAGAGAAGUGUGUGUGUGUGUGUGUGUGUGUGUGUGUGUGUGUGUGUGUGUGUGUGUGUGUGUGUGUGUGUCUCUGGUUCCCUGAAGACCAGCUUCACCCCGGAACCAACAGGGUCUCUCACUCCCUCGCUCGCCCGUUUUCACAGUUUGUUUACAACUGACCAAUAAAUAAAUCCCCUAACAAGCAACGGCCCGUGUCAAGCCUGGAUUCAGGAUCAUAUUUUUGUAACUCAAGGCGUCCGAUAGGUCGAGUCGCUCGCCGUCCAGUGGGCUUGAAGGACCCCCCCCCCCCCCCGAGUCGAUGGCGAGUUUGAGCACGUGAGGUAUGACAACAUCUGUUAAGGUAGCGUAUGAUGCGUUCUAGUGUGUUUUUAACCAUUAUUUGUAAUUGAACCCAGUCAUAACAUUGGGUCCUUAAUUUUUGGGAAAACAUUGCAUUUCAUUUGUAAAUCGUGAAGAAGCAUAAUUAAAUUGGCGUGAUCCACAGUGUAGGACACACAGGUAGGACGGGUAGGUCUAGAUGCAUUGCCUGAUUUACUUUUGUUGUACAGUUUUAGUAACCAAUGGCUGAACUAUGUUCCACCCUGUUCCGUAGGGGGUUAUAUUCGGUUGGGUCCAAUGUUGUCUUGCCGGUCGCCCUAACCCUAACCUCUGGGCCCUCGGCUCUCCUGGGCUACUCUUUCCACACAUGCAGACCCCCCCGUACAUUAACACUCCCUACAGUAAAAGAUAACCAAGAACCUUGCCACAUCGUAUAUAUUAAUAAGAACCAUUAGUGGAUAACCCUUUUUCCUCCUGUUUCAUAUUGUGUUGCGUGGUUUUUGUAUAUACUGGGGAUGGCUCACCACUGGAUAGCAUGGAAGCGCUUUUUGGCCGGAUACAAAGAGUUGUGCACUUUGUUUGUAGUCCAGUGCCAGCCCUCAUGGGGCGGUCCCAACGAGGGCACGCGGGUGUAGAUACUGGAUGGCCCCCAGCUGGCCUAGGAAUGUUGAAACAUCGAAAGAAUCCGAUGUUUGGACCUGUUUGCGUCCCUUCACAACGCUAGGGCAACUAGCAGGCUUGGCUUCAUUCUGGUGCCCCCUGGUGGUACCAGAAUGUUAUGACAGAUGUCUGUCCCUUCCUCCCGCUCCCCCCUCCACCUUUUUGAAUUCAAGUAUCCGAGCUAAUCUAUUCUAGACUAGUAUGACUACCCUCAGCGGCUUGUCAACGACUUGCUAACCGUUUAAUAAUCAACAGCCGACCAUCCAAUGAGUUGCUCAUUAGUUUUAGGUUGGCGCUCUUCUUCCUGAGCAAGGACAUAGUUGUUAUGCAUUCACGCUUAACAGUCAGCACUUUUAAAUCACUUGUCGUUCCCGGGCCCCACGCAUGGCCUCUUUGGGGGCCAUGUUACCACAGACAGAUUGCAUGAGAUAUGCACCCUUUUAUCUUUUAUAACCACUGCAGGUUCCAGUGUAAGUGCUGGGUUUGAUUCACUGCAACCCUGAUGUGAGUGGAGUACGUUACAAACUGUUGCAGAGCAGACCAAACUGGUGUUAAACCAGUUCCACACUUGCUAUACAAUCCUAAGUGACACCAACAUGUUACCAUACGUCUCCUCUUCUGGCCUUUUGAAAUUAUUUGUUUCGGGUAAAUAAGUUAAUAUCGUUCAGCUCAGUUGAGUUCAGGAGUUGCGUUCUCCCGCUGUUCUGCGGUCAAGAAUGAUUUAAUAGCAGUUCCUCAGUUGGUCUCACAGUCGAGCUGGUGAGUAGGGGUCAAAGGCAGAGCCAUUUUUAACUUAUCUUGGAUUAUGUUAUGGAAUGUACCAUGGACUGUCUCCCUUGUAAAGAGGUCUUCACAGUGAAUAGGUGCUCGCCACAACAUAAGUUUUAACAGAAAAAUCCUCAUUUAGCACCGGGCAGCCAAGACGGUCAGAGCUACCACAGAAUAAUAACUUAAUGUAAGUUUAUGUUAUGGCUCUUCCAACUGAAGGAAUUUCACCGCACAUGGUUUUGGUUAUCUUGUUUAAUUUUUUUGUAUGGUUAAAGAGCAUGGCAUGAAGUUAUUUUUAUUUAUCUUGUAAAUAAAGUUUGCAUUGCUAAAAAAAAUAACGGUAAGCUGCUUAGUUGAUAAUAUUUUUUGUUUUCUGAUGAAGUUCUUGAUGGCAAAGGGUGCUGUCUGUAAUCAUUCUGUAGCUGAAUGUUGAGUGGGGGGAAAUAAAUAAUAUUGUUUUUUAUUUAUUCAAACUGCUGGUAGUCUUACAUUGUUGCUCCAGUUUUCCAUGUAUAAUCCAUGAUGGAAAAUUUAAAUAAAGUCCUGUUUUUUUUUUAACAAUCUAAAUUCAUGGGCCUGUUUUUUGAAAAUGCAUUUUUCUGAAAAUGAACAGUGCUGUAGUUCAGUUUAGCCUAUGAAAACUUAAAGGAAACGGAAUAACUCAAUAAACCAAAGGCAGUACAGAUUUCACUAGUUCCUGGUCAACUGCUUCAGCCUUGAGCUAAGCAGUGGUAUUGCCUCAGGAUAACGCGCGUUUGAACACAUGUUAAAGAGACAUUGAUAGCCAGAUUUUGAUUUGGGUAGAGGGCCUACACAGUCCACAAUGAGUCUCAAAAGGCUCCCCUAUAACCGGAAUAGGCUGAAGUGGUGCCGGGUGAACCACCUGGUUUGAUUUUCCUGCUAACUGACAUACAUGACAUACAUAGCCUCCAUCACUAGUUCAAGACGCCUAAGAUGCAGCUUUAACUCAAGCUCCCUCAAACCUGAAGCUUUGGCUGGAGUAAUUUCUGAUUCAGCAGACAACCAAUCACUUUGCUCUUCCUGAUCUUCCUCAGAAUGAG
Molecule: messenger RNA, 9195 nt
Organism: Gadus chalcogrammus (walleye pollock)
Lineage: Eukaryota; Metazoa; Chordata; Actinopteri; Gadiformes; Gadidae
Gene: ckap5
Product: cytoskeleton associated protein 5
Exons: 44
Coding region: 141-6296 (2051 amino acids)
Biological process (GO): mitotic spindle organization; establishment or maintenance of microtubule cytoskeleton polarity; centrosome duplication
Cellular component (GO): microtubule plus-end; spindle pole; kinetochore
Molecular function (GO): microtubule plus-end binding; microtubule plus end polymerase activity
Source: RefSeq, a predicted model, not a curated record